Rubroshorea leprosula is the source of this 1468-nucleotide messenger RNA. Lineage: Eukaryota; Viridiplantae; Streptophyta; Magnoliopsida; Malvales; Dipterocarpaceae. The record is from the annotation of a GenBank genome assembly.
CGUUCUCCUGCUCCUUGAAAUUCCUUAUUUGCAUUGAAAUUCGAAAAACCGACUGCCUCUCUCCCUCCCUGCCUGCCUGGCUCGCUAAUCUAGACAGAGCAAGAAAGAGAAGAAAGAAAACGCUCACAGAAGAAAAUGGAGAACAACCGGAGCCAAAAUGGCGGCGGAGCACAUCCCGCUCCGGCACCUAUCAAAAUAUCGAGCCUCAACUGCAUCGAUCUCUCGAAUCCUGACAUCCAGCAAACCGUCUCUUCCCUCAAACAGGCGUGUUUGGAUUGUGGAUUUUUCUACGUAGUAAAUCAUGGAAUCAGCCAAGAAUUCAUGGACGAGGUGUUUGCGCAGAGCAAAAGGUUUUUCCAGUUGCCGUUGAAUGCGAAAAUGAAGCUUUUGAGGAACGAGAAACAUCGAGGUUACACUCCUAUCCUCGAUGAGCUUCUGGAUCCUGAAAAUCAAAAGCAUGUAGGAGACUACAAAGAGGGAUAUUAUAUAGGUGUUGAAGUUCCAGAAGAUGAUCCUGAUGCCGAGAAGCCAUUUUAUGGACCUAAUGUUUGGCCUUCAGAAGGUAGCUUUGUAACGUUCCUUUUGCAGCAGAUUAUGCUACUUGAUAUUUUGCCUGGAUGGAGGCAGACUAUGGGGAAAUUCCAUCAUGAGGCAUUGGAGGUGGCUAAGUCAGUUGCAAGGAUCAUAGCACUUGCUCUUGAUCUAAAUGCUGACUUCUUUGAUAAGCCUGAGAUGCUUGGCAAGCCUAUUGCGACAUUGCGUUUGCUACAUUAUGGAGGUCAAAUUUCUGAUCCCUCAAAUGGACUAUAUGGAGCUGGAGCACAUUCUGACUAUGGAUUGAUUACCCUUUUGACCACAGAUGAUGUCAUGGGUCUGCAAAUAUGCAAGGACAAAGAUGCUAAGCCCCAAAUCUGGGAAUUUGUAGCGCCAUUGAAAGGAGCAUUUAUUGUGAAUCUUGGUGACAUGCUGGAGCGCUGGAGCAACUGUAUUUUCAAGUCUACAUUACACAGAGUUUUAGGGAAUGGUCAAGAUAGAUAUUCUAUUGCAUACUUCGUGGAACCUAGUCAUGAUUGCCUCGUCGAGUGCUUGCCAACAUGCAAAUCAGAAAUUAAUCCUCCGAAGUUUCCUCCAAUCAAAUGCGCGACAUAUCUGAGCCAGCGUUAUAGAGACACACACGCUGAUCUUAAUGUAUACAGUGAACAUCAAACUUGAAUACACACCACAGAAUUUGCUGAAGGGUAAUCAACCUUCUAAUAUUUUGUAAGGGCAGGGCACAAGUUAUGUGGUAUGUCAGUUAUUAGAAAUCAGUUUUACUAUUUACCCCCAAAAAAAAAAUAUUGGAAAUCAGUUUUACUGAAAUGUGUAAUAAUAGGCUAAAAAGCAGUAAUCAUUCUACAAGAAAUGUAUUGUAUUCCAAUAUUUAUCCAAAUUUAUUUCUCAUCUGCUUUUGCUGCACUUUUUUCUCUUU